This is a messenger RNA of Owenia fusiformis, 1476 nucleotides long. Lineage: Eukaryota; Metazoa; Annelida; Polychaeta; Sabellida; Oweniidae. The record is from the annotation of a GenBank genome assembly.
AAACGGAUUAUAUUUAUAGACAAUGGUCAUGCAAAGGAGUGUUACAUUGGUGCUAUAAAAAGGGAAAACUGGACAAUGUCAGAUCAUAAUGAACACUAUUUGCAUGAUCGGGAGCGGGAAAAAAUCUAACGAAUUCAAGAGGUCUCGAUAAAACCGAACUUUAAGAACUGAACCUCGGGAAUCUAUUGUCAAUCUAAAUCACAAUGGCAUGCUCGACAUUGAGUAACCCAAAGAUUCAAAGAAGAUGUAACGUGGGUGUGAAUAUACUUGGAGGCUCUAUUGGGCACGGCAAUAAUAUCGUGGUCUGUUGUUCGAACCAUAUCUACACGUACGAUGCCGAUUCGCUCAACAGGCGAUGUACUAGCGCGGCCGGGGGGUCAUACUACGAUGUCUGCCGAAUCAACUGCAACCAAUACGCUGCGACUGAUUCCAGAAACAAAUGCAUCGCCAUCUUUGAUGAACACCUCUGUCGUGUAAAAUCCAUUGGGCAUUUUCAAUAUCCCCAUGGGAUAUGUGCGACAUCAGACGGCCAACUUCUGGUGACCGAUAAAGUAGCCAAGUGCGUCUAUCUCGUCGACAGCAGUAACGGAUCCAUAUGUGCUACUAUUGGACAAGGCCAAUUCCGCCAUCCGGAACAUGUCGCCGUAAACAGUAACAACGUCGUCUUUGUCACUGAUUACGAAGCCAACGUUGUGAAGGCGUUCAAUAUGCAGGGUUGCCAGCUAUUCAGUAUCAGCACGGCUGGCAAUUGUGGUGGAAGCCAGCUAUGUAAGCCACGCGGGGUCACCAUCGAUAAAUGCGACAAUAUUAUCAUCACUGACUUCGGAAACAACCGAGUCAUCAUUUUUGCGCACUGUGGGAAAUUCCUCCAGUUUCUCACGACGCCAUCCGACCAAGUAAAUGGCCCCAAAGCAGUGCUGACGGACUAUCGCAACAAUGCCGUCAUUGGGAGGAACACGGAGUUAGUCACCGUUGACUACUUAAAGUAGAUACAGACUGUAUACACCUGCCAAUAGAUGGACGUAUUGGAAUGAAGCAACAAUAUAUCCCGCAUCAUGACCACCUUACCCAAAACAACAGCCUGCUCACAAAUCGAUGGACAUUUUUUGUGCAAAACGCAUAAUCAGUAAUUUUAAACUAGGAAUCAAGAGAUAUUGUACCCCCCCCCACCUUAUGAUAUACAAACAUUAUAUCUCAACUGUGUUGAGAGUAAGAAGAGGCAGACUACAUGUACAUGUAGGUGCAAAACUGUAUAUUAAAACAAGAUAGAAAAUAACACAAUGCGACAUUUUCUUACAAACGAGGAUCUAGCCACUCACCUCGUGUUAUUAGCGUUAAAUGCUGGUACCAAAAUGAUUUGAUUUCAUUUUUUCAAAUGUCUACGUUUUAUAUAUUUUAGUCAUAACAUCAACUAUGCAUGCUUUUCUAUGUUAUUAUAGGGUUUAUUUGUACUUAUGCCCUUGGGCAAACCGUACA